AUGCUUUUUAUGAAUAUUCUCCCGCUUCUUCUCGCCCCCCUGGCUGCAGCGAGCCCGGCGACGGCGACGGCUGGUCUAAGUGCUCGGGACGACAACGCCAACAUCUUUGACAGCCCAGAAUAUCGCGGGCAACGCCGCACGAUCCCUGCCAAUGGUAUUUGCGUCAACUUGGGUCCUCCCUUCUCCACCCCAGGACGAGGCACUCAAUCUCUGCUGCUCACUCCGGUUGUGAAUUGCGAGUUCUACCGCGCAACAAACUGCCAAGACUUUGAUCCCGUAGUGAUUUUUCAGAGCCAGUCGCGAAUCCGCAUCACGGCCUAUUCUAUCCGAUGCUCAAAGACCCCUGUCGACGAUGAUGACGAUUAA
This is a messenger RNA of Beauveria bassiana ARSEF 2860, 366 nucleotides long. RefSeq lists its product as uncharacterized. NCBI's taxonomy places the organism in Eukaryota, Fungi, Ascomycota, Sordariomycetes, Hypocreales, Cordycipitaceae. The record is from RefSeq and is a predicted model, not a curated record. The transcript is spliced from 3 exons. The coding region runs from base 1 to 366 and encodes 121 amino acids.